This is a messenger RNA of Closterium sp. NIES-67, 4706 nucleotides long. Lineage: Eukaryota; Viridiplantae; Streptophyta; Zygnematophyceae; Desmidiales; Closteriaceae. The record is from the annotation of a GenBank genome assembly.
AUGGCGGACUAGGUUGCUGGAAUCAACUUGCUUUCCCUUGCUGCAUUUCUUUUACCCGUUCGUCCACGUCAACCAGUGACUAACAAACCUUGGUUUCGCUUACGCUGCUGCGUUUUGGUUUCGUUCCAGUUUAUGCGAUGCCUGACGGACCCCGUCGCCUUACCCUCACGCUUCUGUUCGCGUCCCUUACGUAUUCACUCCUGAUAGUCACAUAUCAUGACGACGUCGUUAGUUGUUCCAAAAGCGAAUAGCCACAGGAGCAGCUGCAGCGACGGAAACGGGAGACGUCAGUCGCUGAGAAGUAGUAACGGCAAUAGCAAUAGUCGUACAAGUAAGCUUGGUUCUAGAAGCGUAAGCACGUGCGACACUCAUAAACGAGACACAUUAGGGGGAGGCGUUGUCAUUGACAGGACGACCACCAAGGCUAGCUUAAGGUCAAAACGCAGAGGCUCCGAUAUAGUCACAGCCACAAACGAGAACUUUCGAACGUCAGCAACACGUGCCCCAAGAUAGCACAUCCGCUUUGGCUCCCAGGCUCAGCCGGGCUUGACCACUCCGAGCCUGUCCCCGCCGAACCUGGCGGGCCAUCAGGCAUGGCUGCCGAACCUGCAAGCUCGGGGCUGAGAAUAAACUGCUGGUGCCGGAGACUACAUAGACUCCAUGAACUACAUAGACCACAUCGACUACAUACAUUUCUUCUAGUUUUUAUACACGUGCUCUCAAUAACGCGGACGGCUGCUCAGAGUCCAAUCGAUGUGGAUAAGGCGGCUCUGCUGAACUUUAAAGCCCAUGUCACAGAAGAUCCUACAGGCGCGCUGUCCAACUGGAACCCCGACGACCCCGACCCGUGCUCCUGGACGGGCGUCGACUGCAACCCCUUCUCCCGCCGGGUCACUUCCCUCUCCCUCCCCUACCGCUCCCUCUCCGGCUCCCUCGACCUCCCAGACCCCUCCCUGGGCUCGCUCACCGAUCUCCUCCACCUCUCCCUCACCGGCAACUCCUUUCCAGGCUCCUUCCCCUCUGCCCUCGCCCUCCUCUCCUCGCUACAGUCCCUGGAGCUAUCCGAAACGGAGCUGUCAGGGGAAAUCCCCGGGAAUACCCUCUCCGCCCUCCGCCGUCUAGCCGUUCUAGACCUGCGCAAGAACACGCUCUCGGGGUCAAUACCCCCAGAAAUCUCGGCUCUCAACUCACUAAUCAAACUAGACCUAAGAGAAAACGCUCUCUCGGGCUCCCUCCCUGCAGAAAUGCAAUCCCUAGGUCAGCUGCAGGACAUGCUGCUGGACUACAACCAGCUCUCCGGCCCCCUCUCGCCCGGCCUCCUGGCGUCUCUCCCCAUCAUCCAAACCAUCUCAGCAAGAGGGAACGGAUUCGAAGGCUCGGUCCCGAAGGAGCUAGGGUACGCGCAGCGGCUUUCAAGGUUGGAUCUGGGGGGAAACAGGCUGGAUGGGAGCAUUCCAGAGACGCUGGGGCAGAUGUGGAGUCUGACUUCGUUGAGGUUGGACUCGAACCGGAUAGGAGGGUUGAUUCCGACGAGGCUGAACACGCUGGCGCAGCUGCAGGUGCUGACGCUGAAUGGGAACGAUUUAGUAGGGGAACUUCCCCCGUUUAAUGGGCUGGAGAAUCUGGUUCGGUUUGACGUGUCGAAUAAUGAUUUGUUCGGGUCGACGCCGGCAGAAGGGCCCCUGGCGAAGUUCCCCCCGUCCUCGUUUGAAGGCAACCCGGGAUUGUGUUAUGGGGAAUGCCCGCCCUCCCCCCCCUGGUGGGACCCCAGUCCGCCCUCCCCUCCCCCUCGUGCCCCCCCGCCCCCCUUCGUCUCCCCAUCCGCUCCUCUUCCUCCUCCGCCUGCCUCUCCCCCACCGCAGGAGCCCCCUCCCCCGGUUCAGCCUCCUCCUCCUCUUCUCCCUCCACCUGUGUCCACUCCCCCUAACGCUCCCCCUCGGCUUCUUCCCCCUCCUCUUUCUUCUCCUCCUCUUCCUUCCCCUCCUCUGCUGCUCCCCGCUCCCCCUUUUCCUCCCCCCAAGCCCCCCUCUCCCCCCCGGAAACGCCCGCCCCCAUACCCCCGCUCUCCCCCUCCCAAUCCCCCCCCUUCCCCCCCAACCUCCCCUUUCUUCCCCGAAAUCACCCCUGCAGGUCCCCCCAUUGUCCCCCCCCCCAAGCGCACUCAUCCCCCAAGACCCCCAUCCCGCCACCCCCGUCCCCCCUGGCCUCCCCCACAACCAUUCCCUCCUCCUCGCCCCCAUACACAUCACCCUCUUCCCCCCAGCAAGCCCCCCUCCCCCCCACGCCCUCCCCCCCGUCCGCCUCUGACCCCUCCCCCACUUGCGCCUCCCCCUGGUACCGCCCCCCCGCCAGGGGAAGGGCCUUCCCCCGCCCCCUCUCCUUCCCCCAGCCCUUCCCCCUCAUCCGCACCCUCUCCCGCUCCCACUUCUUCCCCCUCCCCUACUCCUGCUCCCGCUUCCCUUCUCCCUCCUCCUCUCGCCCAACCGCCCAUUUCUCCCCCUCCUAAUUCCUCCACUCCCCCACCCUCCCAAGCAACACCUCCUCUCCCUUCUCCUCUCACCCCUCCUCUCACUCCCCCUCUCACUCCCCCUGCCACCCCUCCUUCAAACUCCCUCCCACCACCACCACCACCAGCACCACCGCCUGGUGAUUCGUCUAGUAACCUAGACGUAUCCUCCUCCCCCACCCCACCUCCCCCCUCUACAAGCACCAACCCCUAUAGUAACGACCUGGCCUGGUGGCAGCUGCUCGCGUUAUGUGCUGCCUCGUUACUAGCAACUCUGCUCUUUGCAGCGCUGUUCACCUUUGGAUGCCCGUAUCUCUGCGGCAUGGCAGCACGGGCGAAGCACAGGUAUAAUGGGGUGCCUACUAACGAGGAUGCUGCUAUUAAAGCGGAAGCUGAAGCAGCAGCGGCGACGGCGGCGGUGGCAGGGGGAGCAGGAGCAGGGACUUAUAGCGGGCCGUACAGUAACGAGUAUGGAACGGGAGGAGCAGAGGGAGAAGGGGGGAUGGGGAUGCAGGGAGGGGAAGGGAUGCCUGCUGGUGGUGCUGCUGGUGGUACAGCAGCAGGCGGGGCAGCAACAGCAGCAGCAGCAGGAGGAGGAGGAGGAGCAGGAGCAGCAGGAGGAGCAGCGCUGAUAGGAGCAGCUGCUGCUGCAGCUGCAGUGGGUAUAGGUGCUGGUGCUGCCGGUGCUGCAGCAGCAGCCGGCUCAAAAUCACCAGGAGGGGCCGGAGACGAUGAUGAUGAUGAUGCAGAUGGUGUGGCGGCAGGAGCAGGAGGGGAGAGCAGCUCGUUGCUGGUGACCAUGUUUGACGGGAGGGCCGUGCGUGCAUCCGCGUUAUUAGCAGCCACGGACGAGUUCGGGCAGAGCAAGAUGAUCACGAGGGGCCCGGGGCCCAGCGGGGGGACGGCGUUUGUGGCGGACAUGCUGGGGGACGAAGGACCCAUGCUCGUGGCGAAACUGCUGCCCACGGUGACAGAGCAAGGGGAGGAUGGGGAGGAGUUUCCUGUUCCUAUGAGUCUGAAUAUGGAGGAAAUGCGGGCGCUGGCGGAGAUCGACCAUCCGAACGUGCUACCACUGCUGGGUUGCUGGGAGGAUGAGAUCACGGGGAGGCGCGUGCUGCUGUACGAGCUCAUGCCCAAUGGGGAUUUGAACGACUUCCUCUAUGAUGAGGAGCUUUCUGAGAACUCGCUAACGUGGGACGCGCGGAAGAAAGUGGCGAUAGGGAUAGCCCAGGGCGUGGCCCAUCUCCAUACCCUCACUCUCCCGCGGCCGCCCGGCUCCCAACUGGCCCCCGACCCUCUGGUGCACGGGUCGCUGCAUCCAGGGAACAUCCUGUUGGGGGACGAUGGGGAAGCGCGGCUGACCGACACGGCAGCUGCCCGCAUUGCAUUCGAUUCGGACGAUGUACACGUGGCGCCUGAAACACUUGGGUAUACUCCGCCUGAGUACAUGUCCGGCCCUACAACAGCAACCCCAGAGGGCGACGUGUUCAGCUUCGGCGUCGUUCUUCUCGAGCUGCUAACAGGCCGACCCCCCUUAGACCCCUGGUUCGCAGAGAACGAGCUGGGCGACGUGAUCGGGUGGGUGAACGUGUGUGUGGAGGAGGGGGCGGCGGGGGAUGUCUUGGACCCGAGGGUAGCGGAUAUAGCGGAGUGCGAGGGCGAGAUGCUGGAGGCGCUCAAGAUCGCGCUGGUGUGCGUGGGGGAGGAGGCGGAGGAGCGGCCCAUCAUGGCGGAUAUAGUCUCCAUGCUGGAGAGAGUAGGCGACGAGGGGGGUGGGUAGGCUGUGAGUUCUGGGUGCUGAAAACACAAGGCGCUGGCAGGAGGGCAGUAGUAGGGGGGGGCAGGAGGAGGGGCAGGAGGAGGGGCAGGAGGACAGGAGGGGGGAUGAGGCCAAGAGGGGGGCGUGCUGGACCCGAGAGUGGCGGGCAUAGCGGAGUGCGAGGGCGAGAUGCUUGAGGCGCUCAAGAUCGCGCUGGUGUGCGUCUUUUUAGUGUGCUGCACCCAUCACACGAUGACUUGCAUAUCAACAUCAUGAGGGACCUUCCACGGUCCACCUCAAUAACUAAAUGCCUUGAAAUAUCAUUGCAUUGAUAUCGCACUUUCGGAGUUUCCUCCCAGGAGGUGCCCUUCCUGUCAUUCCACGACCACGACCUCAUUGGUAGCCGCCCCGGUCUGGGUUUAGUUCGUGGGUGCACGUGGG